CCCGCGGGUUGAAGAAAACGUACGCAUCGAGCGAGCCGAGCCGCGUCGCGUGUAACCAAACAAAGAAAAGCCAGAGAAUAGCAAAAGAAACAAAAAAAAAAUACAAAAAAAAAAAUACAGUAAAAUACCAAAAAUUAAAUGAAAUAAAAAAAGUCGUAUAUCAAUGCCAAUCCAUAGUAAUUUGACACUGGCCAGACCGAAGUUAACCGUUGUGUUCAUAAGCGGCAACGAAAAUGUCUCCUUAAUGUCACGCAAAUGAGCAAACAAACAUUUGAUUGUCACACGUUGCCGCUGCUGCGACUGCUGCUGCGGAACAGCGAGUCUGCGACCGAUACCGAUACCGACUCAUCGUCACUAUUGCGAACGGCAUCACAGUCAGAGACCUUAGCACCGGCCUGUGCCACGUUUCACGCAGGGCGUGUGCUGCUUCAAUAUCAACAUAAGCGACAGCAGCUACCGCAGCGGCACCACCCACACCACCAACGCCAACAACAGCCGCUAUCUACACUGCAGCAACAGCAACAGCAACAGCAACAGCAACAGCAACAGCAGCAGCAGCAUCAGCGUUGUGUGUCUGCCUACCCCUAUCGAAAUCCAUAUUCGCAGUCGUAUUCGCAUCCGCGUUCACAUCCGCAUUUAAAAACAUGUGCGCGCUCGCGUGUGAGUGUGUGUUUAAUUGAAAAGUCAUCGCCUUGCCACAGCACGAAUCGCUGUCAAAUGCAACUCAAUGCGACCGCCUCUGAAAUCUCAGUAAACUAAUACGUCAAGUGUUGUUCAAUUCUAGUUUUUGUCGUAGUCGUUGCCAUUGUCGUUGCCGUCGCCGUCGCCGUCGCCGUCACGUCUGCCUCAGCCUUUGAAUCUCUGUCGCCGUUUCGCCCUCUCAGCCUCUCUCUGUAUUACCCACGCCGUGUGUUUUCUUUGCCGUGUUGGCUGCUUGUCAGCAGGCCUCGAAUUUCAUUUCGUUUCCGGUCUCGCAGGUCGGUAGCUGGUUAUCUGGUCCCUGGACCCGUGCCCGGUACUCUCUCAGUCGCCCAGUCUGUCUGUCUGGCUGGGCAGCUGUUACACUUAUUUUAACCUUUGCGGCGCGUUGACUUUUGUGCGCAAAUUGAUGUCAGCAAUCCAUGCCAACGCUCAAGACUGCAAACAGGAAUUGUUUAAACCUUCGACAACAAAGUGCUGCCAGCAACAAAAUAUAAACAAAAAUACUAACAACAGACUCUAAUCACACUGCACAGCUAGAACUUAGCUCCGAGCGCCAGGAAUUUAGAGAAACAUGAUCAUGGAAUUGUCAUUAAUCAGGCACUAGAUACGAUAGCAACAGAAAGCAGCAAUAACACCAACCACAACAAGAACAAUGAUAUGUGGCAGUAAUUGAAGCGAGACAGCAUACGUAACAAUUGGGGUCGUAGCAGAAGCUAUAGCUACGACAACUAGUUAACCUACCUAACCCGUGAGAAGGCUGCGUGCUGCUCUAAAGCGGCACCAUUGCUGCCAUUAAAAUAGACGCCGCAGCGCAACAGCAACGCUGCCGUCGUCACAAUCAACGCCAGCGCCACCAUCAUCCACACCAUCGCCAUCGCAGACGACGACGGCGCAUCCUAACAUCGGGAUUCGGCGUGGGCGCACGCCUCGGUCUGAGCGUUGGAGCUGGAGUUGCCGUUGGCUCAUGCCGCCCGUUGCUGGCAACUCAACCGAGAGACGACAGCAGCGACGACGACGGCAUAGCGAUACCAUCAACAUCCACAGGGGCAGCUGUCUUCACACAGCUGCAGCCCGUCGACCAGCAGCGACGAAGGCGCCACUACCACGGCCUGUCACUUCUAGGCAAUGCAACGUUCUGUGCAGCAACGGGUUGGACCUGGCCUAAGAUGGGUAGCGUGCUCUUUGCAGCUGUCUUCAUAGCAUUACACUUUGCCACCGGCGGCCUGGCCAACCCAGAUGCUAAGCGACUGUACGACGAUUUGCUGAGCAACUACAAUCGACUCAUACGACCCGUGGGCAAUAACUCCGAUCGUCUGACGGUCAAAAUGGGUCUAAGGCUGUCCCAAUUGAUCGAUGUGAAUUUGAAAAAUCAAAUAAUGACUACCAACGUGUGGGUGGAGCAGGAGUGGAACGACUACAAACUGAAAUGGAAUCCCGACGAUUACGGCGGCGUGGAUACCCUGCAUGUGCCCUCCGAGCACAUAUGGCUGCCGGAUAUUGUACUAUAUAACAACGCCGAUGGCAACUAUGAAGUGACAAUAAUGACAAAAGCAAUUCUUCAUCAUACGGGCAAAGUGGUUUGGAAGCCGCCCGCCAUUUAUAAAUCCUUUUGUGAAAUUGAUGUCGAAUACUUUCCGUUCGACGAGCAGACAUGUUUCAUGAAGUUCGGCUCGUGGACAUACGAUGGUUACAUGGUUGACUUGCGACAUUUGAAGCAAACCGCCGACUCGGAUAACAUUGAAGUGGGCAUCGAUCUGCAGGACUAUUACAUCUCAGUCGAAUGGGAUAUUAUGCGUGUGCCGGCGGUGCGCAAUGAGAAGUUCUACAGCUGCUGCGAGGAGCCCUAUCUGGAUAUUGUGUUCAAUCUGACGUUGAGGCGAAAGACACUCUUCUACACAGUCAAUCUGAUCAUACCAUGCGUCGGCAUAUCAUUUCUGUCCGUGCUGGUAUUCUAUCUGCCCAGCGACUCGGGAGAGAAGAUUUCACUCUGUAUCAGCAUUCUGCUAUCGCUGACUGUGUUCUUUUUACUGCUGGCCGAGAUUAUUCCGCCGACGUCGCUGACGGUGCCGCUGUUAGGCAAAUACCUGCUCUUCACUAUGAUGCUGGUCACGCUCUCUGUUGUGGUAACCAUUGCGGUGCUGAAUGUCAACUUUAGAUCGCCAGUGACGCAUCGCAUGGCACCUUGGGUGCAGCGCGUCUUCAUACAAAUCCUGCCCAGGCUACUCUGCAUUGAGCGGCCCAAAAAGGAGGACCCCGAAGAGGAUCAGCCGCCCGAGGUGCUCACAGAUGUCUUUCAUUUGCCGCCAGACGUGGACAAGUUUGUUAACUACGACACCAAGCGCUUCAGUGGAGACUACGGCAUACCAGUGUUACCCGCUGCUCAUCGCUUCGAUUUGGCGGCGGCCGGUGGUAUUGCCGCCCAUUGCUUUAGCGAUCCGCCUCUGCCCUCCUCACUGCCACUGCCGGGCGCCGAUGACGAUCUAUUCAGUCCAUCGGGUCUCAAUGGCGACAUCAGUCCGGGCUGUUGUCCAGCAGCUGCGGCAGCAGCAGCCGCAGCCGCAGCUGCUGCAGCCGAUCUCAGUCCCACAUUUGAGAGGCCCUAUGCACGGGAAAUGGAAAAGACUAUAGAAGGGUCGCGCUUCAUAGCACAGCACGUGAAAAACAAAGACAAGUUCGAAAGCGUGGAGGAGGACUGGAAAUAUGUUGCCAUGGUAUUGGACCGUAUGUUUCUAUGGAUUUUCGCAAUCGCUUGCGUUGUCGGCACAGCGCUAAUUAUAUUGCAAGCGCCAAGUUUGUAUGAUGAAUCGCAGCCGAUUGAUAUACUAUAUUCGAAAAUUGCCAAAAAGAAGUUCGAGCUGCUCAAGAUGGGCAGUGAAAACUCCUUAUAGCGUCCACUUGGGUUCGCAGCGGGCUGGUGGAAUUUAAUCAUCAGCUCGUUGCGAACCCUGUUCGCCGCACGCGACGAUGAUCGUGGAUAAUAUACGAUGAGCCAAACCAUGAGUGUCUCGUCGCCGUUAUACAACACUAACAGCAGCAACCAGAGCAGUAUCAGCAGCAAUAGUGUUAAUACCGUUGUCGAUAGCAAUACCGAUAACAAUAACGCAACGAUAAACAGCUCAUGGAGCCCAUUAUAAGUAGCGGAGCGAAGCGAACAUUGGAAAUAGAAAACAAACAAAAAAUAAAAAUAAAAACAAUCGAACGAUUGCGAUUGCGAUUGCGAGUUUACGAGCAGUUGAUCAAAACGUGUAUGUAAAGUAAAGGAAAUCAAGUAUUGUAGUGUUGCGUAACGUUAAUCACGUCAAUAACCGUAUGCAAGAUCAACUUUGACAUAUGUAUAUGACACUGACACGACGACCCUCCAUAGCUGGCAAAGCUGAGGGUUUAGCUAGUAAGUUUUUGAUGGAUGUGUGUGAGAAGGAUCGUACAUUAUGCAUGUGCGUGUGUAAGUGUUAGAUGGUUGUGCAGUGUUGCAUAAUGUGGCAGCCAGUGUUGUAAAAACAAGAAAAUAAUAUAAAAAAGCAAACGUAUUGUAAUUUGUAUUGUAUUUUUGAGCGCCAAAAAGUUCCUUGUUGAUUUUUAGUUCUACAGUUUCAUAAAA
Drosophila hydei is the source of this 4300-nucleotide messenger RNA. It is a transcript of the gene nAChRalpha1, whose product is annotated as acetylcholine receptor subunit alpha-like 1. NCBI's taxonomy places the organism in Eukaryota, Metazoa, Arthropoda, Insecta, Diptera, Drosophilidae. The record is from RefSeq and is a predicted model, not a curated record. The coding region runs from base 1869 to 3590 and encodes 573 amino acids. Gene Ontology annotation, molecular function: transmembrane signaling receptor activity; acetylcholine-gated monoatomic cation-selective channel activity. The transcript has 10 exons. Gene Ontology annotation, biological process: signal transduction; regulation of membrane potential; nervous system process. Gene Ontology annotation, cellular component: neuron projection; synapse; postsynaptic membrane.